This is a messenger RNA of Anastrepha obliqua, 5274 nucleotides long. It is a transcript of the gene Axud1, whose product is annotated as platelet binding protein GspB. The record is from RefSeq and is a predicted model, not a curated record. Gene Ontology annotation, biological process: regulation of transcription by RNA polymerase II. Gene Ontology annotation, cellular component: nucleus. The coding region runs from base 921 to 4622 and encodes 1233 amino acids. The transcript is spliced from 5 exons. Lineage: Eukaryota; Metazoa; Arthropoda; Insecta; Diptera; Tephritidae. Gene Ontology annotation, molecular function: sequence-specific DNA binding; DNA-binding transcription factor activity, RNA polymerase II-specific.
UCCGAAAUGGAAAUGAAAAGUCGUGAGAAAAUUUGUGAAAAUUCAAAUCCUGCCAUUUUCAAUGCAGAAAUUAUGUAAAUAAAUGCAAAAAAAUCCGCAAAAUGCGUGAAAAUGUUAAGAAAGAAAACUUUGUAAUACAAAUUAUAACAAACUAAGUAAAACAUUUACCAAGAAGUAGAGCGGCAGUAAAAUUCGUCGUCCCAAAAAGGCGAUAAUGAAGAAGCUGUGAGCUGUAGAAAAUUGUAUGAAUAUUUGAGAUAAAAUAAUUUAAUGAAAAUGCAACGUAACUGAGUUAAAAAAAUAAAAGAUUUUUAUAAAAUUGAAAGAAAAUAAAUAUAUAAGAGCAAGAAAAUUCAUUUCUUCUAAAGAAAUAGCAGAAAAAAGACGGGUGCCGUUAUUGAAAAAAAGUGAAACGUCAGAACGUGUGUGAUGUGAAAAAAUCAGUGUAAAGUAAAUUUUGGCAAAACGCGCAGCAAAUGCGGUACGUUUUUUUACAGGAUUGAGUAAUUCAGUGCAAAUUUUUCCCCAAAAAUAACGCUUUGGAAACGUUUUAGCUUCAUAAGGCAAUUUAAUUAUCGGAAUUUGGUAGAAUAGCAUAACAGCCGUGCGGAGUGAGGCAAAAAAGUCGCCAGCUUAAGGCGCACACAAGAAAAAAUACGCAUCUGUCCCUGAUUUUCAGUUUUAUAUAAAGGUCAGCUGCCGCAGCAGGUUUAACAAGUGGAUUGUAAAUAAAAUUUACGCUGGAUAGCGCAAGCAAAAAAAAGGAUCAAUAAAGAUGCCAUUUACCGUGUUGUGCAAAAUUCUCCAACAACCAAUUUGCCCACUUCAGCUCGGUUGUUCCAGGAGCAGCUGUUAAGACAGCAGAACAAACAGUUCGUUGAAUACGAGGCAGUUUGUCAACGGCAAUUUUCUCAGAUAGAAUGUUUAGACCAAUCAAGAAUUUCAUUAACUAUAUACAGAAGAAUGCAAGCGGCAGUGCGAUUUUUGGCAGUACUACAACAAUAGCUGAUAGUGAAGUAGAACCCGGCGCUGAAGAGGUUGGCGUCGAAGCAACAAGAGUAAUUCGCAUACAAAGCGAGGCAACGCAAGAAAACAGUGAGCGGAGGCACACAGAAGAAAAUAGGAUUUCUCAAGUUAUUUUCGAACAAAGAAAGGACGAAGAUAUGAAGCGAAUAGAAUUGAAUAAAUUGAAUUUUGUAAAUGGUAAUAGCGCCACAGUAAAUGCGAUUAACGGUGAAGAGCUGAAUGGCCGUGCCGACUUCGAUGACGCAGAGGACGACGAUAUUGAAUUGCAAAUUAAGAGCAGUGUGAUGCUGCGUCGACCGUUAAAUCGUGUUACUUCGGUGGAAAACCUAACGGACGAAGUAGAUGGAGAUGGUGGCGAAAGUGUAGAGCUGCAAUCGCAUGACUCAUUACGCGAUCACAGCGAUGCCAUUGAUGCUGAUUCACAAGGUGAAUACGAUGAGUAUCCAGCAGAAGGCGCAGAGGCAAUUUCGCUGGUGAGUGAUGAUGGUACGGCUGGUGGUGGAGAGGAUACUGCAGAAGAGGAGGUUAUCACGGAAGAAGAAGAUGUCGAAGAGACAUUUUUGGAAUUAGCAAGCCAUCAAGAGCGACACUUUGAAGAUAGCGAAAUCAUUGUACUCGGCGACGUUGACAUAAAUUCCUCCAUUGCGUCCGAUGCGCCCUCCGAAGAUCCACUGGCCAUCGAUGACUUCACACAGCCGUCGAUUUCGGCAAUCAAGGAUACUUCGAAUCCAUUGGAUUCCUCAACGAACGAUGAGGCAUCCACAAGCGCCGAUUUAUUAUGGAGUAAUAUCGACAAUUUAAAGACAAACAUUAUAACGCCAAAUGCAGAAAAAGACUUACCAAUCAGGACGAAUUUAGAUACGUCCACAAGCAUACUGCGGAUACAUCUCACUACUUCUCCUACUACGGACAAGGAGAAGCGUAAUAGUGCGGUCGCUAGCAGCGAUAGCGGCAGCAAUAACGCAACAAUCCUAAGCACUCAACGUGAUGAGAACGCGGAAGAGAUACGCAGCGAUGGUUCCGACUCGGGACUGGGCAGUGAGACAUCCACGUUGCAGACGACGCUCACCAGCCUGGCAGACACCAGCCAGUUGGCGGCACCCAGCGAUAGCAGCGCCGUAAGUGCACCUACUGCCAGCAAAUCCGUAGAUACCCCGAGCAAUUAUUGCUCCAUAAAUAGCAGCGAGUCGAAUGUGACAUUGGCAGACAGCGUAGCGGCUACUUCCACUGCGAUUGUGCCCGUUGUUGCUACUGCCGCCGCCAUGACGCCACUAACAGUAGUUUCGAAACCGGUACGUUCGAAUUUGAAGCGUCGCCUCGAGGAGGAUGAUACGCUUGGCGAUUCGUCACAACAAACGCAGCUAUCCACCACCGGCGGCACACAAGUGAAAAAACUUAAACGUUCCAUCAAUUUUGAAAACGUGCAAGUUUACUACUUUCCACGACAGCAAGGUUUCGGUUGUGUACCCUCGGCGGGCGGUUGUACGCUGGGCAUGGGCGCGCGCCACAUUGGCUUCAAAACGCUUACGCUGGCGGAACAUGCCGCUGAGUUGCGGCGUGCUCAUCGUCUACAAUUGCAGGAAAUCAAUCCACGUGGUUCGUCGAGUGAUGAUAGUGAGGAAUCCGAAGAGGAUUACCUAAGCGAGGGCAGUAGCUCCGAUUUGGAUGCUGAAUCGAAUGGCUUUCUGCAGCCGGUGUCACCGAAGCAACGGCGUGCACUGCUGAAAGCAGCUGGUGUGCGCAAGAUCGACGCAGCCGAGAAGAUUGAAUGCCGCGACAUACGAAACUCACGUGAGGUGUGCGGCUGUGCGUGUGUGGAGUUCUGUGAUCCAGAGUCGUGUGCCUGCAGUCAAGCGGGCAUCAAAUGUCAAGUCGAUCGCGCCAUGUUUCCAUGCGGUUGUACGCGCGAUGCCUGUGGCAACACAGUGGGACGCGUUGAAUUUAAUCCCACACGUGUGCGCACCCACUUCAUACACACAAUCAUGCGCCUGGAAAUGGAGAACCGUCAACAGCAGAAUCCGUCUCUCUGUGGUACUGUGAGCAGCUACAGCUUAUCCGCUGCCUGUGCCACAACUGCUACCGCUGUCGGUCCACACACAAACGCCCUACCAUCGACGCCAUCAUACGCCACCGCACUACCCAACAGCUACUAUGCCAUGCAGACACAAUCAAAUUAUAGCUCUGGUUACGCUUCUCCCGCAUACCCAAGCGAACCGGCAGCCAAUUAUUAUCAACAACAAAGUAGCAGCACCACUCAUUACAGCGCCGUAAGCACAACCGAGUUGCAAGCGACAACACAGCAAAAUUAUCAAUUAGACUCGUUAGAUGCGGGUGUAUAUGCGGGCUCAGCUACUGCCGCACCCGUGUACGGCGAAAUGCUGCCAUCCUACAGUAGCGCGGUCGGAGUCUCCGCGAGCACUGCCACUGUGAGUGCAUAUCACCAGAAUUUGAACUAUGCGACUGUUCAACAAACACAGGUCUCAACCUACACAGCCUAUCAGCAGACAUCAAGCGCUGGUUAUCUACCACAACACAACCAGCAAAGCGCCACAGUGGCAGGCAUAUCCACACAGCCAACGCUGCCACCACCAACCACCUACAGCUCAUGCGCCGUACCAUCGCUGCCACCAUACGGCACCGCCACAACCACCGCAGCCGCAUCACAGUACCAAAACGCCAACAGCUAUGCGCUUGUCGACACCACAGCGCCCAGCUGCAUUAGCAUUGACGACAGCGGCGGCUGUGAGGAAGGUAGCGUUGAAGCAGGUGGCGCUACCCGAGAUGGCAAUGGCAGCGCCACCACCACCUCCAACGACAACAGCAGCAGCUGUGCCGAUAACACCACAAUCAAAACCACUUCCUGUACCAACAGAGGCAACGCUGCACUCAACAGCAAUGACAGCGACGGCGGCAGCGACAAUGGCAGUGGCAGUGGUAGUGGCACCAGCUUCAUACAGCUUAGUACACCCAUUUCCAGUGCAACACGGCUCUCACAAAUCAAUGAUCUGCUACAGCAUAAUCGCCAUACAACCGCCACGCUUGUGGCUGUCUCGCAUACGGCUUGUUUGAGCGUAAGUGGCAGCACCAGUACGCUUAUUAGCAAGCGCAGCGUGACUACCGAUUGUGAUUACAACAACACGUGCAGCGUGGAUGUAGAAGAAGAUGCAGCAGUGGAUGAGGAGGAGAAGGAUGACGGCGAGGUCAUAGCAGAAGAGAUAGACGGCGAACAAAUACCUAUCACAGAGCCACAGCAAUCGGUAGCGUCUAAGUUAGGCACAACCAAUGAAGAUGAAAAUGUGAAGGCAGCAUUCAAAGUUGUAGCAACGGCAAAAAUCGAGCCGCCACCUGUGGCAAGCACAAUUGGUGAUGCUAAUGAGGAUACUGUCACGCAUCAAAAUGAUGCGGGUAUCACUGAUAACACUGCAACUACAACUACAAGUGAUGCCGCGAAAGCCACACUCAGUAGUGGUGAUAGCAUUGCAGAUAACGGCACCAAAGCUACCGCUGCCGCCACCGCCACCUCCGCUGCAGCCACAACUACUGCCACUGUCACUGCAAUUGCGGCCACAAGCGCAGUGAAUAUGAUUAGCAAUUAAAGUGCGGGGAAGGGGGUCUUAUUUAACAAACAUGCACACUGCACUCCCCUUCACACGCCCGCCACAUACAUGCAUACACAUCAUAGGCAUACAUUCACACAUGCACAGGCGCUGCGCCACGCCACGCUUUCUACACUGUUAGCAAUUUCUAAGAGAAGACUUGAUUUUUAUUAGCCCAUAGAAGUAAUAAGCGUUAAACUGAAAAAGAAGAAAAAAGAAAAGAAAAAAAAUACGAAGACUAAAACGAAACAGAAGAAAUAUUAAGCGGAAUUUUGUUAGUGAAUUCCCGUAUAAUUAAUUUAAAAUAAACUAAACGUAUUUGAAGAACGAAUCAAAAAUAUUAUAUGUAUAAGCUGACUAGCAGCCGAAAUGAAUGAAUGAAUUUUUUGUAGCAAGAAACAGCAGCUCGCUCUAAUAUGUAAUGUUAAUUUUUUUCGGCUUUGUUGCAAACUUUCCACAAAAACAUAUGUAUAGAAUUUGUAUAAAAAACCCACACACACUACGGAAAAUUGCAACAAAUGAAUUAACGGUUUUUUAAUAUAUAUAUAUUAUAGUGUUAAUCAAUGUAUCAUACAUUACAAGUUAAUAUUCCUUUUAAACUAUGCCUAAAUAUAAAGCAACUGCAUAUUUGUAUGUGUAUGUUCAAACAAAA